This is a messenger RNA of Durusdinium trenchii, 2520 nucleotides long. The record is from the annotation of a GenBank genome assembly. NCBI's taxonomy places the organism in Eukaryota, Dinophyceae, Suessiales, Symbiodiniaceae.
AUGGCACAGCUGCUGCGGAGGGCGCGGAAUGUCGCCGAGGUGGCUGCAGCAAUCUCCGCUUCGUACGAGUUGGAUAUUGAGCGACUGCCCAUGGAGACCAUCGAGGUGGUCCUGAAAAGCUUGAGCUUGCCGUCCCAGCCCAUGGCCGAUGUGACGACCCAGAUCAACCACUUGGACGCACAGAAGAAGAUCCUCAUAGCGCUGCCCAAUGUGUGCGAGAAGAAGAACAUGUCCUUCAAGCGCACGUUGGAACUCAUUGAUUCCUUGAAGAGCUUCGGUGGUGAACACCCCGAGCUGAAGGUCCUGGAUUGGCGGCUCCGUUGCCAGAAAGAGCUGGGCGACAUCUUGUCCGAGAUGAUCCGUGAUGGGAAGGUCCCAAAGGAGGACCUGUCCUUCGAAGUCUUGCAAGAGCUUUGUGGGAUGACACUGGACUGGAGGACCUGUGGGGAGAAGCUCACAAAGGACGCCGCCAAACUGUGCGAGGGGAAGAGCUUGGAAAGCUUGUUGCCAUUGCUAAAGUCAUCAGUCAAGAUGUCUUAUACCUCAUUGGCAGAGCUGCUGGCAGCAAAAGCUGAGCCCUUCCUCGCCACGGGCAGCGAAGCGGUGGCGGAGCUCUUGGAGGCCAUGGUGAAUGGAUCCAUUCAGCUUGACACCAUCCCGGGGCGAUUACUGAAAGUCUUUCGCAAAGCGCCUUUUGCUACGGCUGCUGCGAUCAUUGCCGGGUUGGGAGAGAAGGGCCUUGAGGGAGAGGAGAUGCAGGCGUGUGCCAAGUCCUUGGUGGCCAGCCGUGAAGCUCUGGAGGCCUUGCAACCUGAGCAGCUGCUGCGGCUCACAGUGGCCGCAACCAAGUCGGAGCCAGUGGCCAAGGAGGCUUUGGAUGCAGUGGCAUCUGCUGCCGCCUUGGUCUUGAAUGCAUUUAGCUUGGAGGAUGCUUCCAAGCUUCUGCUUGCAGUGGCCAAGGCUAAAGCAGGUGCAGGCUCAGGGGUUCAAGAGCUUUAUGAGCGGGCAGCGGAGGUGAUUCCGCCCAAGCUCUCGGAGCUCUCCUCCGGGCAGCUCAUCAAGGUGGUCUUGGCGGUCACCAAGGUGGAAGCAUGUAGACCCCUGCUGGAGACAGCAGCGCAGGCAGCUGUCGCCAGGGUGGGAGAUGUCCAGCCCUCCCAGAUGAUGUUGCUAAUGCAGGGGCUGCUUCCUUUGGGUGGAGAGCAUCCAGCAUUGAACAAGAUCGCAGACAACUGGGCAGCAAGCUUCUAUGAAGCCACACGGCUGGAGGGUCUGCUGGGACCUGAUCAAAUUGAAACCAGACGUAAAGAGCUGGAAAGCAAAGGUCAGCUGUCAGCUGAUCAGGUGUCCAAGCUGGCACUGAUGGUGGCUCCUGUGAUGCCAAAGCACCAAUCCUUCUGGAACGCUUUCGGGAAGCGCCUCAGGGAAAUGCCUGAGGAUUUAAGCGAUGUCGGCAUCGCCAACCUGAAACUGGCGUUUCCGGAAGGAGCUGGACCAGACUUUGAGAAAAAGGAGAAGAUCUUAAAGAAGGCCUACAAGGAGGGAGGUGGCGCCGCGAAGGACAGAAAGAAGGAGAAAGAGAAGGAUAGAGAUAGGGACAGAUCUCGGGAAAGAGACCGGGACAAGUCCCGUGAACGCGACCGGGAGAAAUCGAAGUCGAGACCGGAGAGAGACCGCGACCGGCUGAAAGAUCGGGAUAGAGACAGGGACAGGGGUAGGGAUCGGGAAAAAGAGAGGGAAAGAGAAAGAGACAGAGAUUUCAACGGUGAUAGAGCUCGAGUACGGACAGAAGAAGAGAUUGAAAGGCAAAAGAGGCAAAAGGAGGAGAUGCGCCGAGCUGAUCGUGAACGUGUCCUAGAAAUGGAGCAUGAACGUGAGAAGGAGCGGGAGAAGGAACUGGAAAGGCGGAGAGAGGCCAAGAAGCAAAUGGAAAGGGAAAAAGAAGAGCGGAAAAAGGAGAAGAAGGCCAAAAAGAAGGAGAAGAAGAACAGAAAGGAGGGUGUCCAGCUCAGCAGCUCCAGCAGCGACGGCGGCGUCCAACUCACGGGCCUCGUGGGCGCCAAGCCGGCAGCGCCGGAGGCGGCCGAGAAGGCAGUGUCGUUGGAUUUGGAUGUGGAUGUACCCAAGACGGUCGACCUGGACAUAGACGGCGCAAUCGAGCUCGACGCAGAGCCGAAGCCGAAGCCGAAGCCGGUAAGGUCUAAUAGCGUGGCGGAGGUUCAAGUCUCCACCAAGGCCGCUGAGGCAGCGAAGCCUCCUAGGGAAAAUGGCCAUGCGGAGGACAUCGACAUGGAGGUGGAUCUUUCCUGCCAGGUCGAGGAUGUGGCCAAGCCGGCCGAAAAGAGAAAGGCCAAUGAGAGCAUCGUUGACCUGGACCAGGAAACAACGGCCAAGGAACGCCGAGAUGCUCGAAAGAGAAGGGCCAAAGCGGCCGUGGCCGCCGUGGCCCCUGCGCCCGCCGCAGUGGUGACCUGUGACCUGGAUCUCGACGAUGCAGCUGCCUCCAUCAACAUUGACUGA